UAUUAUUUCAUCCCAAAAUAUCACAUUUUCCUCAUAUAUACAUAGCUAAGAGUCGCUGCAAGAAAACAAAUAUAGUUUCAAUUUAGUUGCUGCGGAAGUUAAUUACCUGAAAUUGCACCAUACAUAGCUUCCGUUGCAGCUUUAAUUUAAUAUCAUUUUUUAUCAUAUUAUAAAUUCUUUCGAUCGCUUUGACUCUUAGCAUUUAAUUAUAAUGGCUCGUUAUUUCUCCAACUCCAAGAUUGUUUCUGCUUUCAUUGUAGACUCUGUUUCUGCAGCUAUUUCUAGGCGUGGAUAUGCAGCUGCAUCACAAGGUGCUGUUUCUGGUAGUGUAAGAGGUACUGGGGCAGUGAGAAGCAAUGUGAUGAUGAAGAAAAGUGUAGAGGAAUCAAACAAGACAACUUCAUGGGUACCAGACCCUGUUACUGGUUAUUACAGGCCAGAGAGCCAUGUCAAGGAAGUCGAUGUUGCUGAGCUUAGAAACAUGUUGUUGAAGCACAAGAGACAACACUGAAAAAAUAUAGGAUCAAGAAUUUGUGUCUUG
Lycium ferocissimum is the source of this 541-nucleotide messenger RNA. RefSeq names its product protein SENESCENCE-ASSOCIATED GENE 21, mitochondrial-like. The record is from RefSeq and is a predicted model, not a curated record. Lineage: Eukaryota; Viridiplantae; Streptophyta; Magnoliopsida; Solanales; Solanaceae. Bases 212 to 511 code for a protein of 99 amino acids. The transcript has 2 exons. Gene Ontology annotation, cellular component: mitochondrion. Gene Ontology annotation, biological process: response to stress.